This is a messenger RNA of Pyrus x bretschneideri (Chinese white pear), 1453 nucleotides long. Its product is annotated as transcription factor bHLH94. The record is from RefSeq and is a predicted model, not a curated record. Lineage: Eukaryota; Viridiplantae; Streptophyta; Magnoliopsida; Rosales; Rosaceae. Gene Ontology annotation, molecular function: RNA polymerase II cis-regulatory region sequence-specific DNA binding; protein dimerization activity; DNA-binding transcription factor activity, RNA polymerase II-specific. Gene Ontology annotation, biological process: regulation of transcription by RNA polymerase II. The coding region runs from base 333 to 1310 and encodes 325 amino acids. The transcript is spliced from 3 exons.
AUAAUACAGAAGGAAAUAUUGACCACACGCAUAGUCACAGAUGACAUUCUCUCUCCCAAUGCCUACAAGUUGGCUUGGAUUAUAUAUUUAUAUAUAUGGUUUCUCUGCAACUUGUUGGCUAGAUUAAACUUUGAUCUCUCUCUGCAACUUGCUAAGAAAAUCGUUCACUUAGUCUUUGUGUUUGUUGGAAGAAUCAUUCUCCCUUUAAAUUAUAGUGAUCCCAGAUCGCCAUAACUCAAGCAGCAAAAAAGUUUGCACUUGUUCUUGCCUCACAUAUUCUAUUAUAUUUCAGCAUUUUAGCCCGUGGAGGGAGAGAGAGAGAGAGAGAGAGAAUGACAUUAGAGGCGGUGGUGUUCCAAGAAGAACAAUAUAGCUAUGGUUGGAAGGAUUCGCAGGCCAUAGGAGGAGGAGGUGGUGGUGCUGGAUCUUGGAGCCAUGGCUUUGAUUUUGGAGAAGAAGAUCACCAAGAAGAGAGUAAUGAGGUAGGGCAACAAGGUUUCAAUAUGAGUUUGGACUCUUCACCUUCCUCAAUGGUGCAAAGUGUCAAUGACUCUGACACCAAUAAUGGGUCAGCUUUCAAUCACGUGUUCCCUUCGAUUGAAGGUCUGGCGGCCACCACAGGGCGGAAAAAGAGAAAGCGCAUCCGAAGCAUCAAGAACAAGGAAGUUAUGGAGACACAAAGGAUGACCCACAUAGCUGUUGAACGCAAUCGGAGGAAGCAAAUGAAUGUCUAUCUUGCUGUCCUCCGCUCUAUGAUGCCCGCUCCCUAUGCCCAAAGAGGAGACCAAGCAUCAAUUAUAGGAGGAGCCAUUAAUUUCGUGAAGGAGCUUGAGCAACUUCUACAAUCUAUAGAAGGCCAGAGACGAACCAAGCAACAAUCAGAUCAUCACUUAAAUUUCGCCUCGAUCUUCUCGAGCUUCUUUGCCUUCCCUCAGUACUCGACCUGUUCGACCAACCAUGGUCAUGGCCUAUACAACAAUAGCUCAAUGGAGCUUUCAAAUGAGUUAACGGCUGAGAAGCGGUCGUCGGCGAUUGCAGAUGUUGAGGUGUCAAUGGCGGAAAGCCAUGCCAAUAUCAAAGUGCUUGUUAAAAAGCAGCCAAGGCAGCUCUUGAAUAUGGUGCUUGGUUUGCAUUCUCUGCGCCUUAUGAUCCUUCACCUCAAUGUCACUACCGUGGAUAGUAUGAUCUUUUACUCUUUCAGUGUCAAGAUUGAAGAUAAUUCUCAGCUGACCUCAGUGAAUGAGAUUGCAGCUGAUGUGUAUGAAAUGGUGGGUAGGAUUCAGGAGGAAGCUCAGCAUUUAGCUCAAUAACCUUUAUUAGUUUGUCCACUAAUAUUGGCAUCAUGCUUUCUUCUUUAUGUAAUGUAGUAAAUGGAAACAACUUGGGUUACAUUUCUUAAUUUGUACUUUCCAAGAAUUAUCUGCAUUAUGACAUGGCUUAAAUUUCUGAUGAA